Arabidopsis lyrata subsp. lyrata is the source of this 2385-nucleotide messenger RNA. RefSeq names its product multisubstrate pseudouridine synthase 7. The coding region runs from base 54 to 2201 and encodes 715 amino acids. NCBI's taxonomy places the organism in Eukaryota, Viridiplantae, Streptophyta, Magnoliopsida, Brassicales, Brassicaceae. The transcript has 20 exons. Gene Ontology annotation, biological process: pseudouridine synthesis. The record is from RefSeq and is a predicted model, not a curated record. Gene Ontology annotation, molecular function: RNA binding; pseudouridine synthase activity. Gene Ontology annotation, cellular component: nucleus.
UUUUACAGAGCAUUCGAUUUUCAAUUGUCUUCGCCCUUCCGGUGAAGAAGGCAAUGAAAUUAAGUAGAACUGUGUUGUCUUCUUUGCCGUCUCUGCUAAAACCCUACUCGAGCUUGAGCUGGACUACUACAAUAGCGACGACAGCUAAAACCUUUGAAGGUAUGACAACUGUAGAUGAAGCUGACGUGGGCAUCUCCUGUUUCAUCUCCCAGCUCCCUGGCUUCCGUGGAAUUCUCAAACAAAGAUACGCAGACUUUAUUGUUAAUGAAGUGGAUAUCGAUGGAAAUGUGGUUCAUUUGACAUCCUUGGACUUGCCUCCUGAGAUGGAUGUGAAGGAGGAAGAUAAAACGAAAACUUCUGAUAAUGUACCUCAAAACUAUACUUCGGCAAUUGAGUCUUUCAGAUCAAUUUCCAGUGUCACUGAUGCAGAGCGUUUGGAAACAUUGAUCAAUCAAGUCACCUCAGGAACUGAUGAUGAAAUCUCACCAGUUGUUCUUGAUCCAAGUUCUGACAAAUCCAAGAGAACGGCUAUCCACAACUUUGUUAAAGAGAAUUUUAAGUUCCUAGUGACUGACACUGUCGAUGGUCCUGAUUCUACUUCAAAAUGCAUCCGUGUGCGAGUGAAUUCAGGAGCCCAUAACAACAGAGGUAAUAGAUCAAAAAAACGCAAGGAAAGAGGCGAUAAGCCUUUUGAUAGCAGAGGUUCAGAGCAUUGGCCAGAGCAUGUUGGCAAGUUUCUCAGGUUCCAUCUUUACAAGGAGAACAAAGAUACACAAGAGGCCUUGGGAUUGAUCGGAAAGAUGCUAGGCGUUCAGCCAAAGUCCUUCGGAUUCUCUGGAACAAAAGAUAAGCGGUCUGUUUCAACUCAGCGUGUAACUGUGUUCAAACAGCAAGCCAGCAAAUUGGCUGCGCUUAACAAGAGAUUGUUUGGGAUCAAAGUUGGUGACUUCUGCCAUGUCAAAGAGGGCCUUCUCCUUGGGCAGCUCAUGGGAAACAGAUUUACCAUCACAUUAAGAGGAGUGGUUGCGGAUUCUGAAGAAACUAUAAAAAAAUCUGCAGAAUCCUUGGGGAAAGAUGGCUUCAUCAACUACUUUGGCUUGCAGCGUUUUGGAAGUGGUUCAGUACCAACCCACCAUGUUGGAGCUGCACUAUUGAAGGGAGAGUGGAAAGAUGCCGUAGACAUGAUUCUUGAUCCAAGAGAAACUGAAAGGCAUGUAGUAAAUGAUGCCCGGGAAUAUUACAAAGAAACUGGCGACAUUGACGGGACUCUAAGGCAAUUACCGCGAUACCUCGUUGCUGAAAGAGCCAUACUGCAGUGUCUGAAGAAAUGUCCUGGUAACUACCUGCAGGCUCUGAAAGGCAUUCCCAGAACUUUAAGAAUGAUGUAUGUACAUAGUUAUCAAAGCUACUUAUGGAACAAUGCAGCAAGUCUACGCGUCACAAAAUAUGGGACAAGCCAAGUUGUGUUGGGGGACUUGGUAAGUACAAAGGUAGAUGCUGAAAAAAGAAUGGUCGAUAGUCUUACCUCUGAGCACAACGAAAGCAGCGAAGAGGCAUUGGAUUGUGACCAGGUAGAUGAUACUGCUGUUGUAGAUCUUCCAGCUGAAAGGAGUGACCUUGUUAAGGUUGUAAGUAUAGAGGAUUUGGAAGCUGGAACUUACUUAACCAGUGACAUCGUCCUCCCUCUACCUGGUUCAAGAGUCAUUUACCCGUCUAAUGACAUUGCGGAAAUUUAUCAUGAUUUGGCAAAGAAGGAUGGUAUCAGCCUAACUGAGAGCAUUCAUGGUGUAAAGGAAUUUUCAAUAACUAGCAUGACUGGUGGUUAUAGACGUGUUUUCCAGAAACCAAUAGACUUUGAAUGGGAAUUACUGACUUACACUGACAGCAAUAAACCAUUGGCAGAGACGGAUCUGGACAGGAUAACCGUGUACAAGCCGGUGGAUAAAGUUGGAUCUGCGGAGGAAAUUGAAGAUGAACCGUUGAAAUCUGAUACUAACCCACAUGAAUCAUGUGAAACCAAUUUGAAGGACCAGACAGAUAGCAAAGAGGAUGAAAAAGACACUAGAAAUCCAGAUUCUGAGCAAACACAGAUGGCGCUUAAAAUGGCACUCACUCUUCCAUCUUCUUGUUAUGCCACAAUGGCAAUCAGAGAACUGUUAAAGACGUCAACUUCUGUUGCAUAUCACAAGACACUUAACUAGCGAUUUUGCUCUAUAACUUUUGCUGGUUAUAUUACUCUGUUUCAGACACUUAACUAGCCAUUCUAUCUUGUCUGCUUUAAACAUGUGUGCAUUCAUGUAUUUAUGCGGAAGUUCAGGAAGUUUUGUCUGAAUAAGCAUCAAAAUGGAAGUUCUAUUUUGGUAACCGGCCAAGUUUUUUCUUGAA